GUUGUGCUCUUGCUGUCUUUUACUGCACUUUUUUUUUCAUGGCGCCCUAUUUAUUCAAGGGUGCAUAUGACGGGCUUUACAUAUUGACAUGACAAAUUUUACCCAUAUCUUGGUACUUAUUCAUUUUUUCUCCCUCCCUUAUUCUUAUUGACAGAGGUAGGCUGAUUGCCAGCUUUAGUUGUUUAUUAUUCUAAAUAGAACAUAUCACUAGCCUGCAAUAAUUCAUUACAGCACAAGAUGAUAUUAUCAAAUUAAAAUUUCUUUAAAGUUAUUACCAACAUUAUUAGUUAAAGGGGAAACGCAUUGGCUUUUAGGGAAUGCCUUCUAACCAAUUGUUUAAAUUGCAUUCUUUACCAUGAUUUAUUCUCCUAUUUUCUGAAGUGAAUAGUGGAGUGUGCUUGAUAUAAACUGCAUUUCGAACAUGCCCUUGAAACUGUAUUCGUAAGAAUACACACAAAUACUAACACAUUCUGUUAUUCUUCUAUGAACAUUCAUUUAUGUUAUGCUUCAAGAACAUUUAAUUUCAGAAAACUUAAUAGAACGGCAUGUUUAAGUCAAAUAUCAUCUAUUCACUUUGUUUCCAACCAGAACAAGUGCAACCAAAAGAUUUGGUACACAGGAAAGGCCAAUAAUAAAAAGUUGAAAUUUACAAAUUUACACUAUAAUUUGAUACCCAAACCAUUUAUCUGGGAGAGAUUAAUUGAAAGAUUUUUUGGCCCCACCUGUUGGAAUCUAAAGCUUACAACUGGUCCAGUCUAUCGUUCCAACUACUCAUCUCUAUUCCUUUUAUGAUCAACAAGAAGAGCUUUCAAUAUCAAACAUCAAGACAUCUCAACCUAACCGUAAAAAUAAAGCUUCCAAUGGCUAUGAAGCUUCCUAUAGGUUAGACACGUGUGAGCUGAAUAAUAUGAAAAUCUGUUUGUUAAGUUCCUGUAUUUCGCUCAUCUGAAAUGCAGAAUUGUAACCAUUUUCCCUGGUGCAGUUUCAAGAUCACUUGUGCAUCAUCUUUCUUAACCAGGCUAUUAUUCAAGACAUGAGGAAAAAAUUACUGACAGGGAUGAAGGAUUUUUUAGACAAGGGCAUGAAGGUUCAGACUGUCAUGGCAUGGGGGUGGUUUAUCUGCUUCCUAGGAUCUGAUGCCUUGAAGAACAGACAUCUAGUAAAUGAUAUGUUGAAAGUCCCUGAGCAGACAUUUUCAGAUUACAACCCACAAGUCCAGAUUGCUUCACUGGUUGCUUGGGAAGGUCUUAUUGAUGCCCUUGUUCACCCUCAAAUACUGGCUUGCAAUAAAAAUGCAACCUUAAAGAAUGAAAUUCAACAGUUACAAACAUCCCCAGGGAAAAGCAGUGAAUUGCAACUAAAUGGAUUUUCAAAAAGCUUAAAGCUCAUUAUGACACCUCUUAUAGGGAUCAUUUCGAGCAAAUGUGAUGUAUCUGUUCACUUCUCCUGCCUAAACACAUGGCGUUAUCUUCUGCAUAAACUUGAUACCUCCGUCAACUCUCCAUCAGUAAUGAAAGUGGUAUUGGAUCCUAUGUUUCAAGCAAUUUUUAAGAUAGGAGCAGGUAGCAAAAGUAUCUGGCGGCUAUGGGAUUUGUGCCUGGAUUUGCUUGAUGAUUGUACAUCAGCAAACUGUUCAGAUUUGAAUUCUAACUCAAAGGACCAGGUAAACCUUUGUCUAUCAUCUAGAACCUUCAUUCCUGGGUCUUGUAUGUCUGGCAGAUACUCUUUGAAGCAAUAUCCUAUUAAAUGGUUGCCAUGGGAUCUUAGUCAGUUGGAUUUCUACUUAAAGAUGAUUUCUAUUAUCAUUACUCAUGUGGCAACAGCAACAAAUGCCUCUGAAAGCAAAAGAUCAGCUUUUGAUGCCUCUGUGAGGAUAUUUAGAUCAGUUUUAAAGGGAGUCCGAAUGGAGUUUAGAAAUCCAUUAAAUAAUUAUGAUAACAUUAUGUUCUGUUUAAACACAAUAUUAAAGUUCAUCAAGAACAUAGGUGAAGAUGCCUGUUCGGAAGGAGCUGGUGACUUGUUUAAUACUUCCCUUUAUUUUACGGAGGCUGUUGUGGAGGAGUUAGAACCUUCUAUUGUGGGAUCCCCUCUUUACAAGGUGGCUUUAGACAUCAAGUACAUUGGCAGUCUGGAGUCAGUUGAUAUUAAACAUACAAAAAUACUGCAUCAAUGUUCUAUUGCUUAUAUGGAAUUGGUUUCACCUAUGGUUUAUCUAACUGUACUCUACAUCAGUUUGGUGGUUCAAUUAACUAUAAAUACAAAUGUUCCUGAGAUGGAAUUGCUUUUACAGAGGUUUCAAAGCUUUUUAAAAUUUGUACUGUCUUUGGAUGUUCCCCUGGAAAGUUUUCUUGCUUCUGUUGGUUUAUUGUACAGGCACAUGAGCUUUAAUUACAUAGAGAUAUGGAUGGCAAUAGUGACAGGUCUGAAUGGCUAUAUUGAUGGAAUGCAGGAUCUCUCUCUAUUCAAAACAGAUACUGACAAUUCUGUUUAUGGAGCCAUAUGCCAUCUCUUAUCAUAUCCUUUCAUUUUGUUCUCUUGUUCUCAGAAAGAUUUAACCCUGUGGAUAGCUAGUGACUCCCUGAAAGAAUCUUUUGUUUCCUCAGAAAGAAAACUUGAACAGGCUUUUGAGGUUUGGAAGUCAUUAUAUGGUUCUGUUAGUGCCACAUGCUUUAAGUCUUCUGCUACAAACACUUUUGGUGGUGAUCUGUGUGCAAUGUUAAAUUGGUGUUUUGAUGAAAAUGGUAGCAUGUUUCAGUCAAAGAGUGAGCUUGGUUUAUGUUACAAGGAUCUGGUGCCUGCUUGCCUUUCUUUCUCUAGCAAGGUUGUGGAAUGUAUUUUGAAACAGAAGCUGACUUCAGAUACAAGUUCAUGUGGAAGUGGAAAAGAAUGUGUUGGUGUCUGCAAUAGAUUCAGUGGCAUUAACAAUAUUUUAGAAUUUUCUUCCAGAGUCAUGAAGUUCCUGUACAUAAAUAUGGGAACAGAACCAACCGUAGGUCUUGUGAGUUCAAGGGUAUUUUCUGCCUUGUUAUGCUUCAUUAGUUGCCUUCACUUGAAGCAAGAUAUUCUUUCAUUUUUUGAGAUAAUAUCCUGUCCACUGCUUCAAUGGCUGUCACAAGAAGAGAUACAGGAUGAAAGUGCCAGAGAUCAACUUGGAAUCCUAUGGGCUGAGUGCCUUAAUUGUUUACAAAGGAGUCAGCCACCGCUAACUUUUGAUUCUUCUUUCCUCAAAUUUCAAGCAUGCCUCCUUGAGAGAACACUUGGUCACCCAAAUACCUCAAUUUCAGAUCCUACCAUCACCUUUUGGAACUCCACAUACGGCAAGCAAAUCAAGCUGGAGUAUCCCCAAAAUCUGCUUCAUGUUUUGGACAAGCUGUCGAGAAAUGGAAGAAUAAACCUGUACAAUAGAAGCAAAUCUUUUCUGGCUACAUGCUGUAAGCUAGGAAACAAUACCGCACCGCAGAGUUGCAAGGUCACUGCAACACAAAACCGGAGCUCAAAAAGAGUAGAGUUGAUGGAGAGUAUGAUUGGUAAGUUCAACCAAAAGGAUAAGCCACCCCCGCAUCCAAAACGAAAAAGGCUAGAACUAACCGAGCAUCAAAAGGAAGUGAGACAAGCACAGCAAGGAAGGCAGAGGGACUGCUGUGGACAUGGACCUGGGAUCCGGACUUAUACUAGUCUUGAUUUUUCUCAGGGAAACGAGGACUCACAGGAGAGUCAGGACAUACGGGAUUCAGAAGCCAUCUUGGAGAUGUUGAGAAGAGUUGCAUGACCGUUUCUAUCUAUGAGGCCUGGUAU
Molecule: messenger RNA, 3795 nt
Organism: Durio zibethinus
Lineage: Eukaryota; Viridiplantae; Streptophyta; Magnoliopsida; Malvales; Malvaceae
Source: RefSeq, a predicted model, not a curated record